AUGAAUCUAACCUAUAAUUUAAAUAGGUUUACUGGUAAAAACAGAGGGAUCAAAGGCAAACAAAUGAGAGAAAUAUACAAAAGGGGUAUAGAACGCAUAAUAACAUAUGCUUCCCCAAUUUGGUACAGAAAUACAACGACCAUAGUUAAAAAACUAACAUCUAUUCAAAGAAAACCUCUAUUAGCACUAACAAAAGCCUAUAAAACAGUGGCUAAUACUGCACUAAAUGUUUUAGCAAAUAUACCUCCAGUGAAUUUAAGAAUAGAGAAAGAAAUUGAAAUUCUGUCAACAUUACAAGGAAUUACCAAUCCGGACAACUUAAAUCCAUAUAUACAGAAAAUUAAAGAAAUGUUUGGUGAAGUAAAUAAGGACCACAAAAUAAUAUUAACGUUCAUAAAAGGUCAUAGUGGAAAUAUGGGCAACGAAUAUGCAGAUGAUCUAGCUAAAAAGGCCAUACGAUGUGGUGAAAAAAUAGAUUUACCCAUAUCCAAGAAGUUCAUUAGUAGCCAGUUAAACAAACAAAUGUAUAAUAAAUGGAAUACUCAAUGGAGUCAAGAAGCUAAUUAUCAUAAAAGUUAUAUCAGAGAUUGGAUUAAAAAUAUCACUGAAAUUCCAACCUUAUUUUUGGCCAAUCACAAUAUUUCACAAUUUAUGACAGGCCAUGGCCGGUUUCCGCACUACCUGCAGAGGUUCAGAAUCAGACAAAACAGGAUGUGUACUUGUGGAGAAGAGGCGGACUCAUUCGACCAUUAUUUAGAAAAGUGUGAAAUAACUAGGAAUUACCGGGAUAAAUUAAAAAUGAAAUUUGGACAUAGAUACAGUAAGGAAAAGAUCGAACUGCUAAAGGACAAAGGCACUUUCAAUUUUGGAGGAGAUGGUUGA
This is a messenger RNA of Dermacentor andersoni, 882 nucleotides long. The record is from RefSeq and is a predicted model, not a curated record. Lineage: Eukaryota; Metazoa; Arthropoda; Arachnida; Ixodida; Ixodidae.